Molecule: messenger RNA, 4570 nt
Organism: Oncorhynchus gorbuscha (pink salmon)
Lineage: Eukaryota; Metazoa; Chordata; Actinopteri; Salmoniformes; Salmonidae
Product: brother of CDO-like
Exons: 17
Coding region: 220-3402 (1060 amino acids)
Biological process (GO): cell-cell adhesion; nervous system development; axon guidance
Cellular component (GO): axon; plasma membrane
Molecular function (GO): protein binding
Source: RefSeq, a predicted model, not a curated record
UUUGAGAGCUCAGUCAUCCAAAAACGGCCAUUCAAUGUGAGAACUUGGGGAACCUAAGAAAAUGUCGGUGGCAUCGCAGUAAAUUACUAAAGCAGUAAAGAAAAAGGAAAAGUGUUUUUUGCCCCGGAUUUUACUGAAGUAAAAAGCUGAGAAAGAGAUAGAUUGUUGUCCGAGGAGUGAACACCAACUAUAGCACGUUUUGGGGGUAGUGUAUGGAAGAUGUCUGGAACAUUAGACUGGACUCCAUGGAUGAGAAAGCGACGGGCACGAGUGCUGUGUGCUCUGAGUGCAGUGCUGCUGUGCUGCCUACAGGGCGGCGCCACCAUCAAUGGUGCCACUGAGGAAGUACCCGUGUUCACAGAGGAGCCUCUGUCGGUGGUCCAGAAGCUAGGGGGAAGUGUGAUUCUGAGGUGCAGCACCCAACCCCCCUCAGCCAACAUCAGCUGGCGGCUAAACGGACGCGAGCUGGUUGCCGGGGCUGUUGGGGAACUGGGGGUGGUACUGGAGCCUGGCACUCUGCUCAUUCCCACCCUCACUAACCUCACCCUGGGCAGGUACCAGUGUGUGGCCAGCACCAACGCAGGGGCCCUGGCCAGUGUGCCCGCCAAUGUCACCGCUGCCAAGUUGCGUGACUUUGAACAAGACGACCAGCAGGACAUUGAGGUGGAUGAGGGGAACACAGCUGUGAUCGUAUGUCACCUCCCUGAGAGCCAGCCCAAGGCACAGGUCCGCUACAGUGUCAAACAGGAGUGGCUCGAGACCUCCAAGGGGAACUACCUGAUCAUGCCAUCAGGGAACCUGCAGAUAGCCAACGCCACUCUGGACGACGAGGGGCCUUACAAGUGUGCUGCUUACAACCCUGUCACACAGGAAGUCAAGACCUCCACCUCCACUGACCGCCUGCGCAUACGCCGUUCAACAUCAGAGGCGGCCCAUAUCAUCUACCCCCCAGUGUCUCGCUCCAUCAUGGUCACUAAGGGACAGCGCCUGGUCCUGGAAUGUGUGGCCAGCGGCAUUCCCACCCCGCAGGUCACGUGGGCCAAGGACGGCCAGGACCUGCGUUUCCAUAACAACACGCGCUUUCUUCUCAGCAACCUGCUGAUUGACUCGGCGGGCGAGGGCGACUCAGGGACGUAUGCGUGUCACGCUGACAACGGCAUCGGAUCGGAGAGCGCCGCUACAGUGCUGUAUGACGUGCUGGUGUUCGAGCCUCCCCAGGUAACCGUAGAGCUCCAGCAACAGGAGGUGAUGUGGGGGGAGAACGCACGCUUCAGCUGCCAGGCCAGGGGUAAACCCACCCCCUCUGUCGUAUGGCUCCACAACGCCCGCCCCCUGGCCACGUCGCCACGCCACCGCCUGUCUGCCCGCGUGCUGCGUGUCAUCAACGUGGGCCCACAGGAUGAUGGCCUGUACCAGUGCAUGGCUGAGAACGGCGUGGGCAGCUCGCAGGCCGCUGCCAGACUGGUCACCUUGCCAACCAGUAACCCAUCACGGUCAGGGAAGCUGACGUCCAGCCUGUGUCCCCUGAGCCCAGACAAGGUGCUGCGGGAGCAGGUCCCAGUGAAGCCCGGGGCCACGGGGAGCGUGCUGACCCUGGACUGCUCUGAGCUGACUGGGCAGGUCUCUGUGGCAGAGGCCCCUGUCAUCCUCAGCCAGCCCAGGACCGUCAAGGCUGACUUCUAUGAUCUGACCUGGAAACCUCGCCACGAUGGAGGCUCUGCUGUGGUGGAGUACAUCGUCAAGUACAGAAAGAUUGAGGACCCUCCAGGUGAGUGGACCAGCAGCUGUAUAUCUGGGUCUCUCCACAAGCUGACCCUGGCCAAGCUGCAGCCAGCCAGUCUGUACGAGGUGGAGAUGUCUGCUAAGAACUGUGCUGGCCUGGGACAACCGGCCAUGAUGACCUUCAGGACAGGCAAAGGUCGUAGAGGUCCAGGGGGACAGAACGAGCCUCCUAAAACUCCUGCAGUACCAUCACCUCGCCUCUCUCCUCCCGAGGCCCCUGAUAAGCCCACCAUCUCCACGGCGACAGAGACGUCUGCGUACGUAACGUGGAUCCCGCGCAGUAACCGGGGUUUCCCCAUCCAGUCAUUCCGGGUGGAGUUUAAGAAGCUGAAAGGGAAGGGAGGGGGGGAAUGGGAGGUGGCUGUCACUAAUAUCCCCCCCCAACGACUGUCUGUGGAGAUCACUGGCCUGGAGAAAGGCAUGUCCUAUAAGUUCCGUGUGUUGGCAGUGAAUGUCAUUGGCGCCAGCCCCCCCAGUGUCCCCUCUAAGGCCUACACGGUGUUGGGUGGCGGCAGGCCCAACGAACGCCCUGUAGACGGACCCUACAUCACUUAUAAUGAAGCCAUCAACGAGACCACCAUCAUCCUCAAAUGGACAUACACUGCCGUCAACAACACCCCCGUCUACGGUUUCUACAUCUUCUACCGGCCGACAGACAGUGACAACGACAGUGACUAUAAGAAGGACGUGGUGGAGGGGGACCGCUACUGGCACUCCAUCAGUGACCUGCAGCCUGAGACGGCCUACGACAUCAAGAUGCAGAGCUUCAACGAGGGGGGAGAGAGCGAGUUUGGCAACGUGGUUAUCUUAGAAACUAAAGCUCGUUUGAACCAGCGGCCCUCCCCGUCGGAGACGUCGUCCCAGAGACCAGAGCACUCCGGGGGGCCUGUGCCCCGCCCCAGCGACCUCCCCUACCUCAUAGUGGGCGUGGUCCUGGGGGCCCUCGUGUUCAUCAUCGUAGCCUUCAUCCCCUUCUGCCUGUGGAGAGCCUGGGCCAAAGAGAAGGAAAUGUCAGACCUGUGUUUCCCAGCUGUGGCGUCCCCCGUCUCCUCCUGCCAGUACACCAUGGUGCCCCUGCAGGGCCUGGCACUGGUCGGGCAUUGCCCCCUGGACCCCCACUUGCCCCCACCGCACGCCGUCUACCCACCCAUUGGACUGUACACCUCCAACGGGAAACACCAUCGGCCCACACACUGCCUGCCAGGACUACAGGAGGAUGUGCAGUAUGAUAUGGAGUGUGGCACGCUACUAGCACAGACCAUGUCAAACGGACACGUCCCAGUCUACCACUACUCUAACAGUGAGCCUGAGCAUCAUGGGGACGGAGAAGAUCACUGCUUUCUGCCCGAAGACUCCACCCUUCAGCUACUCAACACCUCAGAACAGCCAAUCAGCAGUCGGGACCUGACGGGGAACGCCCGUUUUUACAAUGGGGACAUCAUAAAGGAGAAUGCCAUCAAUCAAGACCCACCCUGCUCUCCUCGAUCACUGGAGGAGGAGAACUCCAAGGCGACAACCUCAGCAGCUACAACGCCAGAAUCCCAAGAUGCACUUCCACUCCAGGAAGUGAACACCCUCCAGAGGGAAACACCGCUGGUAGAACAAGGGACGUCAGAUUAAACGGACGCUAGAAAAAACACUAUCAGAAAAACAGAAAACAAAAAGUAUUUAUUUUUGUAUCACAGAUAUUUAUAUAUUUAUGCUUUUGUACAUACAAAAACGUUGUUUUAUGCCGUGUACAAGGAUAUGUUCAUUUUGAAAGACUUAUCUGUGGGUCCUGUCGCUACAACCAGGACUAAGGGAGUUUCUGUUAUCACGCUGUAAUCCUACUCUGUGUUAUAAAGACAGAUCUCUGUUCGUAUAUAUUCAUGUCUGCAUUUCUUGAAUGUGAUCCCAAUCCUGGUGCCGAUUUAAGUCACAAAUGAAAUCUUCAAUAGAAUGUGGAUGAGCUACUACAGGAUGGAGAGAAGUGUCAUUCCACUGUCUCUCUGACUAGGCAUCAGCAGCACAUCUACCAGUCUCCUCAGUCAUUCCCUGUAGAAUUCCCAUUUUCCACAACUCAGACAUCUGGUUAUUAUACUAUCCUCAGCUGGGAAGAAAAGACCAACGGACAGGGUUGUGCUGCUCAGGGUUGUGCUGCUCAGGGUUGUGCUGCUCGGUAGAGGCGAAUGGAGAGCAAGCAUUUGGACGAGGUACUACCUGAAUAUGCUCAAUGAUAAUGCACAUUGGACACAACCCUCAUGUAUGUUGUGAUGCAGUGUUGUGUAUAUACUCCCGCUUCAAUCCUGUUCUGUGUUGUCAUAGGGGUGCGAUUCUCAACGCCUUCCGUUUCGUAUAGAAAUAACUGAGAAAUAUUAUGCAUUUUUCAUCAUUAACAAAGUAUUAACAAACGUAUGCAACUUCAAAGCAUUCUGCCUUUUAUUUUUACAGAACAAAGAUUUAUAUAUUGUAUAGUUAUUUAUUUUUGGGAGCAUGAUUUUUUUUUCCCCCUUAUCGCUGAAUGGGAAAGAUUCUGGAAGUUCAAUCUGCUCCAUUUUAUACUAGACAGAAAUGACAGUCUGUUUAUGCUGGCCAAUACUCCAAACGACUGUGCCUUGUGAGGGAAUCUGACUGGCGUGUCAGUAUUAUUCUUCCCUCACAACUAGGUGCAUCAGUAUUAGCCUUCCCCACGAGGCGUCUGAGAUCAAAAUGAAGGAGUCCCUGAAUCUAUAACCCAUCUUUAUGUGUGUAGACAUCGUGGUUACACAGGCAGAAGCACUAUUGCAUGUAAAUAAAGCUUAUAAUGACA